AUGUUCAGAUCAGCCAUUUGUCUCGCACUGGCGACGUUAGGACGUGCACAGUGGGCCUUCACAGUACCAGAUGGAGACCUAGGGGAGGUAGCGCCAUUAAACGACGUCCGACAAGGCGACAUUCACAACUUCAAGUGGCAAGUUGGCCUGGACAACCAGCCUGUAGCGGUACUAGACAACGACGGCCAUGCUUCGCUCUGGAUCACAUCCGGGCUCGAUCAUAGUUUUAGCAGACUUCUUGCUGCAAACAUCGACUCCUCUACAGGAGGAACUUGGGCUUGGGAUACUGGCACUCUUUCGGACGACGUUAUUGAUUCAUGCCAAGGAGUGUUCAUAUAUCGCAUUGAGCGGCCAGUGAGCUCUGAAGCAGCGACUUACGAUUGGGACACGGAUCUGUCGGUCUCGUCAGUUAGUUUCCGCAUCCGGAAGAGAUCAGACCUGGGAACGACGCAAUCAGCUCCGACUACAACUGAAGCACAGGAGCCUAUAAUACAGACUACAUUUGUUACCCAGACUACCGUUGCAACGUCCUUCGCUGUGGAGACAACGGAGAAUACGGACUCGUCCACGACGGAAUCCACAAUAGUAGACCCUACGACGACCUCUGAGCAAACAGGCACGUCGACCACGGCAGCAUCAAAUCCGACAGACACUACCACCACAGCAAGAUUACACGCUAACCUUGUGCUCGCGAAUUCACAGGCAGGCAUCGGCAUCGGCGCUGUCGCAGCAGUUGCUUUGAUCGCCAUCGCAGGCAUCCUCCUCUAUCGCCGGCCACGUAAAGGUAGAGGUGCGCCGGCACAGAUCGAAGGAGCUGGUGGAACCACCCCGGAAGAGAAACCGCACAUCAUGCCUACGCAGCAGCGCGAGUACAAUGGAAGUGGAUGGGCAGACUAUCCGGAGGUGGCGCAGCAGCAGCAGUACCCGGGUGCAUCCAGGGCGGAAAUGACCGGUGAGGGUUAUGGGUAUGGACGACAUGAACUAACCGGAGAACGGUAG
Molecule: messenger RNA, 999 nt
Organism: Didymosphaeria variabile
Lineage: Eukaryota; Fungi; Ascomycota; Dothideomycetes; Pleosporales; Didymosphaeriaceae
Exons: 3
Coding region: 1-999 (332 amino acids)
Source: RefSeq, a predicted model, not a curated record